Rubroshorea leprosula is the source of this 957-nucleotide messenger RNA. Lineage: Eukaryota; Viridiplantae; Streptophyta; Magnoliopsida; Malvales; Dipterocarpaceae. The record is from the annotation of a GenBank genome assembly.
AAUUAAUAACUUAAAAUAUCAUUAAUAGUAAAUUAUGAAUUUACAAAACUACCCUAAUCUUCCUCCAACCUCCUCUUCUCUCUCUGCUUCGCCCCUGCCUGCUCUAUCGCCACCACGCUCCUCCACUAUGCCGCCUCCUCCAACACGACCCAGCACCUCAUGACUCUCUCCGAACUCUCCCUCAUUUCCUCGGUUCUUACCCGCUGCCCGUCCCUUUGCCACUUCCUCAUCUUCGUUCUCACCCACGAAUCGCUCCUCUGGCACUCCCUCAACCUCGACAGCCGCACCAUCUUCCUCGAUGAAAGUCAGUACUUCGUCUCCAGUUUCGAACAAGCCCACCUGGAAAUUGAAGCUUACGACGUUCAGUACACCACCAAAACCUGCCAGCAAGUGCAAAACCUCGUCUUCUCCGAUUGCAAGCUCGCCAUCAACGAUAUGCCCAACCACAUGAUAUCAGAUUCUUCCAAAAGGAUAGAUCUGAGUUUGGAUGCGAUCUAAAGAGCGAUGAUGACGCGAUUAGAUCAAAUCUUGGUUUGUAAGAACAAAAUCGACCGAAUCUGGGUUUGAAUGGCUGCUCGAAUUUGGUGUUUGUGAUGGCGAAUUUCAUUGAACAUAGAGUCAUUUCAUUGAAUCGGAUGGGUAAUCCAGAUCUAUGGGUCCUUGGGCAUUGCAGGGUUAUAAAUGGAAGGACGGUUAUAGAAAAGUUUGAAACGUUGCAGGGCAAAAUUCAAGAGUUUAUCAGUGGCAGUCAUGGCAACAUUUUUCUCCCUCACAACCCCAGUGGGGAUUGCAAUUGGGAUUGCAAUUUCAAGUGUUUACGACGAGAACAGCCAACCUGCUCUGAUAGUUCAAGGAGUAUUCAAUGCAGCUGCUGCGGGCAUUUUGAUUUACAUGUCGCUUGUGGAUCUGUUGGCAGCAGAUUUCAUGAACCAAAAGUUGCAGGGCAAUAUGAAGAUU